Molecule: messenger RNA, 4500 nt
Organism: Pestalotiopsis fici W106-1
Lineage: Eukaryota; Fungi; Ascomycota; Sordariomycetes; Amphisphaeriales; Sporocadaceae
Exons: 1
Coding region: 1-4500 (1499 amino acids)
Biological process (GO): regulation of ribosomal protein gene transcription by RNA polymerase II
Cellular component (GO): nucleus
Molecular function (GO): DNA-binding transcription factor activity; sequence-specific DNA binding; protein binding
Source: RefSeq, a predicted model, not a curated record
AUGACUUCGUCCAACGAUGCUGGCGCCCUGGCUAACAUCACCAGCCAGGGCGAGGGCGAAGGCGCUCUUCAACAACAACCUCCUCCGCAGCAGCCUUCAACCACGCCACCUCCGGGAACCAACAUCGCCAACACCGAGCCUAUUUCGCAGGCAGAUGCAAACCCGGAUAGCGUUGAACCUCAAAUCAAGAUCGAGAGAGAGGCCGAGCCCAAUAAUGACCAGCCAAUAACCACCAAUCAGACUACCACGUCCCUUCCUACUACUACUACUUCCACCGACAUCAUCGCAAUCAACGGUGAAAAUGCGCCCGUUGCGAACCACCUUGACGAGCAAAUCCAGAAUGCAGAGCCAGAGCUACCGCCCCAAUCGAAAACACAAGCCGAAGUCAAUGCGACUGCAACUGCAGACAGUCAAUCUUGGGAAUCUGCCACUGGCGCGCCGCACCUUCCGGAUCAUUACAUGCCUUCUCCGCCCACUGUGUCGCCGCUUUCCACCCCGGCCGUGACUGCGAUACACAGCACCAAUGGCGAUAUCGCGCUCGACGAAGACCUUCCCAGGCUGACGGACGAGCACAUUUCUGCCGCUACGCUUUCCGCCAUGAACAGAGAUUUGCAAGACUUGUCAAAUCUUCAAGCAUUCGCAGCCCAGCAGUCCCAAUCCCAAGGAUAUGCUGCCGUUGCAACCACCGACGACGACAUCAACUACCCGCAGCACUCUCUCAACACUGGCAGAUUGUCUCGAUCUAAUACAGUGACCGAUAUCGACCCCGCCGCUUUCAUGAUGGGCGCAAACGCGCCAAUGCCGUCGGAUUAUCCAACCGCAAUCGCCCCUUCAGAGAUUUCGCUUGCCGCGUCACAGGGUGGUCAAGAUGAUGGCACUUUUGAGUCGGCGUCCGCCAGUGCAAGUCAAAAGCUGGAAUCAUUUGCCAGAAUCGAGUUUGCCGACAGUGUUUUCCAAAUGACUACAUACGCUGUGAUCAUUGGCCGCGAUCAGAGAGCCAUGGAGCAAGCUCGUAGGGACGAAAGACGUGCCAACAAGUACAGAGAAGCGUGCGAAAGAGCAGAGGAGCAAGGCUUGCCACCGCCCACUCCCGUGGGCAGGGACAGGGGAAAGUUUAGCAAGUCCUAUGUGAGUGAAGAGGGAGGUAUCCUAGGUCCAGAGUCAGACGGCGGAGACAGCAAUGUGCCCAGGAAAAAGGCCCCCUCGCAGCAUGAUGAUGCCGAGAUCAAUGACGACCAGGACGACAAUGCAAAAUCAAAUCUGCAAUACGUCUCUCAUAGUGAAGGGGCAGCUGCAGUUGAUCUCAGCAGUAUGCAACCAUCUUCAUCUCACGUUCCAUUCGUCGGUAUCCAUUCUCCCGGACCAAAUAUUGCCGCUAGGACAAAAGGUAUCUCGAGACAACAUCUCAAGAUCCAGUUCAGCGAGAGGAAAGGAGUUUUCGAGGGUCUAGCACUGCACAAGAAUGGCUUCUUCUGUGAUGAUGUGCACUACGGAUCUGAUGAGCCUGUCACCAUGCGCAGCGGCAGUCGAAUCCAGAUCAAGGAUGUCGAAUUCUAUUUUGUCAUCAAUGGUGUGGAAAACGGAAAGACUGGAGCCGAAGAUCUUCACGAAGUAGACGAAGCUUCCAGUAAACGAUGUUCCGUUGGUGGAAAAGAGAUGAGCUUGGAGUUUGAGCAUUCGGAUCAAGAACAGAAGAAGAAGUUCUUGCGAAACACCGACAGCCCAUCUCCAGUACAUGUGGCCAAGACUCCACCACCUCUAUCGGAGGAGCCCGAAGAAGAUCUUGCAGAAGAAGAUGAAGAUCCAGAAGAAGCGGCCCUCCUCGAUGACCAGCUCGACUUUCUCGGCGAUGAUCAGGCUCUGCCUUAUAUGGAUAUGGACGCUGCAACUGCUGCAGCACUUCUACAGUCUGUCGAAGGCGGAGGGGAACUUCCUCCGGACUUUGUCAUGCCUCGUAGACGCGGCCCAGGACGACCGCCUAAAGACGGAAUCAUGUCUAAGCGAGAGCGUCGGCUACUGAAGAAACAGCUCGAGGCACAACAGAUUUCCAAGAAGACUCUGCCGCAAGAACCAGCAGGUGAAAAGAUCAAACGCCCCGUAGGACGACCGAGGAAGAACCCCUUGCCAGAGGACGGAGAUAGGCCUGAGAAACGCAAGUACACCAAGCGUAAGAGGGAAGAUGGCGAGGAAGGUUCAGACCCGGAGAGACGGGCCAAGGACAAGAAGGACAAGAAGAUUCGACCCAAGUCACCUCCCUUGGACCUCAAGAUCGAAGACUACACACAUGAGCAACUUAAAAAGCCCGCCAAGAACUACGUCCAUCUCAUCGACGAGGCGCUUCAAGCCGGGCCCGAGGAGGGUCUGUCUUUGAAACAGAUAUACAAACGCAUCACCGCGGCGUAUCCGUGGUACUACUUUUCAGCAGAGACGAAGGGCUGGGAAAGUAGUGUGCGCCACAAUCUUAUUGGGAACGAUGGAUUCAAGAAAAAUGAAGAAACGGGCUUGUGGCAACGAGUUCAUGGCAUCGACCUUGACGCGGGAAAGAAACGCAAGGCACCUACUCCAGAACGGCAGUUGGGUUCGUUACACCAGAUGGGCCAGCAGGCCUACUAUCAUCAUCCAACAUAUAUGCAGCAAGGAACCCUGCAAUUCGCAGACGGGCUGCCAGGCAAUAUGGCAACAAAUGCUCAGCAUCAGCAGACUUAUGGCCAGCCUACAGGCCAGGCAAGUCAACACUAUGCACCUUCGCAGCCUCAAACAAAUGGCCAAGUCAAUCAUGCACAGCAGCUACAAGGCCCAUCGUCGCAUCUGGCUGCAGCACCAGGUUCCUCCGUACUGCCACGACAGCCCGGACCUCAAGGUGCUUACAGCUCUCCAUAUACCAGACCGACGACGACUGCAAAUGCUCAGUUCAAUGCAGCACCUAUAGCACCAAACUCGCACGGGCAGCAUACUGGUAUACCACAGGCUGCAGCUCAGAGUGCACGUCCUCAACAGAGUGCUGCUCCCGUUGUUCCUGUCGCUACCAAGAGUGGUCUUGGAAAUCCGGCCGACAACCCCAAGAUUGUUACUUUCAAGGAGUCAAUGUUGAAGAUGUUGUCCACGCUCAGCGUGAGCCCUGCCAAGAUCCAACAGCUCGUGGAAACUGCAAUCAACAAAGCUUUCGGUCUUCCUGCGCUGCCGACCAUUGGCGGCUUUGAGAAGGUUGAAUCAAGACUGACAAACGAGGUACUCAGAAUUCUUGGUGAAGAUUCUCAUCCGCCAGCAGCGUCAACUGCGCCUGCACCCGUGCCGCCUACGGUCCAGACACCCGUAGCUGCUGCUCCUCCUCCUCCUCCUCCUCCUCCUCCUCCCAAACAACAGACACCAGCACCACGACCCAGCCCUGCAGCUUCCUCGUUAGCUGACGCCGAAGUUGAAUCGUCACUCGCAGUCUUCAGGGACAACUUUAUGAAGACGUUCAGAAGCAAGUGCCCACAAGCGGAUUUCAUUAUGGAAUCUGCUGUCAACCAAGCCAAGGGACUGCCCAAUGCUGGCAAAGUGAAGGGCUGGGAACAAGUCAACGAUCUGCUCGUUACGGAAGUCACCAAGAUCAUCAACAAUGUGAGAAAGAAAUUCAGCUCGCAAGUUGACUCUGUGGCUUCGCCUCGACAGUCGCUGCAAGCGUCACCGAGCCCGGCAAUUCGUCAUGCCACGUCUGCCUCGCCAACGCCAGGCCAACCUGCCCUGUCUUCAGCUGUAGCACCGAAUCCUGCCCCGGCGUCGAGCACAGCAUAUGCACCGUCAGUUGCGAAGCCUACGACACCUGCUCGUCCUUCAAUCAUGCGACCUGGUGCUGUAUCUGUAGCUCGUCCUUCAAUGAACCGCCAGGCAUCAGGUGCAGGUCAUCCGGCCCCAGGCCCAUCAAUGACAUCUCCAUCAAAAGCUCCAGUGCAAGCCUCAGCACCGGCAUCAGCAUCGGCACCAGCAUCGGCACCAAUACCAGCAACAGCACCAACUCCCGCCUCAGCCGCGAACCCUACGGUCGCUUCCACUCCUGGUAUUACAUCUACCCCGGCACCCGCACAACCAUCAGUUGCAAACUCGAAUGCAGCUAUUGCUCCAAUCUUGGCCACAGGGCCCUCACCAUCUCCGGCCCCUGCGCAAGCUGCAACUGCAGCACCCAAGGGCCCAACGCCAUCUCCUAUUGUGCAGUCAAUACCUCCCAAUAGGCCACCUUCUACAACAGUACCUACUGUCUCAAACCCAGGCCUUGGUACUAGCAGCCUACAUGAUACGCCCGCUCCAAAGACGAUAAGUCCUCUUCCUCAGGUCGUGACACAUCCUCCGCUGGCCAAGACGGCCAGCCCCGCGCCGCCUCCUACCACAGUACCUAGUGCUGGUGUUCUGAACCAAAUCAUGGGACAAGGUCAAAAGCGGUCUCUUGAGAGUGUACACGGGCCUGGUAAUGAUGCCGCACAUCAACCUGAGCCCAAGAAGCUGUCCACAUCGGGGCCAUAG